GCACACCACGCAUGCGCACACGAGUUUUGUGGAAAUUUAAUAAGGCGAGUGGCUUCAUCCAAUCAGAGCAGAACAAAAUGAGAGAAAUCGUUCAUCUGCAAGCUGGUCAGUGUGGGAAUCAGAUUGGUGGAAAAUUUUGGGAGGUGAUCAGUGAUGAACACGGAAUCGACCCGACUGGGACGUACCACGGUGACAGCGACAUGCAACUUGAGCGGAUUAAUGUGUAUUACAAUGAAGCCACUGGUGGCAAGUAUGUUCCUCGGGCUGUGUUGGUGGACUUGGAGCCAGGGACCAUGGACUCUGUAAGAUCAGGUCCUUUUGGCCAAGUGUUCAGACCAGACAACUUCGUCUUUGGUCAGAGUGGGGCUGGAAAUAACUGGGCCAAAGGCCAUUAUACUGAAGGUGCUGAACUGGUGGACUCUGUGCUGGAUGUUGUACGUAAAGAGGCUGAGAGCUGUGACUGCCUACAGGGCUUCCAGCUCACUCACUCCUUAGGCGGAGGCACUGGUUCCGGCAUGGGCACGCUGCUCAUCAGCAAGAUCCGUGAGGAGUAUCCCGACCGCAUCAUGAACACGUUCAGUAUUGUGCCUUCCCCUAAAGUCUCAGACAGUGUGGUGGAGCCCUACAACGCCACUCUGUCUGUGCACCAACUAGUGGAGAACACAGAUGAAACAUUCUGCAUCGACAAUGAAGCACUUUAUGACAUCUGUUUUCGCACUUUAAAGCUCACAACUCCCACUUUUGGUGAUCUCAACCAUCUUGUCUGUGCCACCAUGAGUGGUGUGACCACUUGUCUUCGUUUUCCUGGACAGCUCAAUGCUGACCUGCGCAAACUAGCUGUCAAUAUGGUGCCCUUCCCUCGUCUGCAUUUCUUCACUCCUGGUUUUGCCCCUCUCACCAGCAGAGGAAGCCAGCAGUACCGUGCGCUCACGGUGCCGGAAUUAAUCCAACAGAUGUUUGACGCCAAGAAUAUGAUGGCAGCAUGUGACCCGCGCCAUGGCCGCUACUUGACCGUGGCUGCUGUGUUUCGGGGCCGCAUGUCAAUGAAAGAGGUGGAUGAGCAGAUCCUCAAUGUGCAGAAUAAAAACAGCAGCUAUUUUGUGGAGUGGAUCCCCAACAAUGUCAAAACAGCUGUGUGUGAUAUCCCACCAAGAGGGCUUAAGAUGUCUGCCACCUUCAUUGGUAACACCACAGCCAUCCAAGAGAUGUUCAAACGUAUCUCUGAGCAGUUCACAGCCAUGUUCAGAAGAAAGGCCUUCCUGCAUUGGUACACAGGAGAAGGAAUGGAUGAGAUGGAAUUCACUGAAGCAGAGAGCAACAUGAAUGACCUUGUGUCUGAGUACCAGCAGUACCAGGAUGCCACAGCCGAAGAAGAGGGUGAGCUUGAGGGAGAUGAAGAUGAGGAUGCGGCAUAAAGAGUUGCAUUGAAAAACAUCCUAAAUGAGCUUGACAAGAGAUCACUUAAAGGCUUAGUAAAAUCAAAUUGUCAAAAAAACAGAGCACUAUGAUUAAUAGUGAACGUAAGCAUUUCCGUACAUACAAUAUGAUGAAAACUCAAGGGAUUGGGACUAAACAGCAUGUGGGGGGCAUAUACAGUAUGUGUUAUGAUCUUGGGUUGACUGGAUAGCAAUGUUAUGU
Messenger RNA from Clarias gariepinus (North African catfish), 1638 nucleotides. RefSeq names its product tubulin beta-4B chain-like. Bases 12 to 1415 code for a protein of 467 amino acids. The record is from RefSeq and is a predicted model, not a curated record. Gene Ontology annotation, cellular component: microtubule; cytoplasm. The transcript has 5 exons. Gene Ontology annotation, biological process: microtubule cytoskeleton organization; mitotic cell cycle. Lineage: Eukaryota; Metazoa; Chordata; Actinopteri; Siluriformes; Clariidae. Gene Ontology annotation, molecular function: structural constituent of cytoskeleton; GTPase activity; GTP binding.